Molecule: messenger RNA, 2652 nt
Organism: Tinamus guttatus (white-throated tinamou)
Lineage: Eukaryota; Metazoa; Chordata; Aves; Tinamiformes; Tinamidae
Source: RefSeq, a predicted model, not a curated record
AUGGGUACAGAAUAUGAGAAAGAUCACAUCAAAAAGCUGCAGGAGCAGCGAAUGUCCAUGCAAAAAAAAACCUUCACCAACUGGAUGAACAACGUCUUCUUCAGGAACAAUGUAAAGGUUGUGAUAGAGGAUAUUUAUACAGAGCUGAAGGAUGGCAUUUAUCUCAUGCGACUCCUGGAGCUGCUCUCUGGUGAAUCUUUGCCCAGACCAAACAGGGGAAAAAUGAGGGUGCAUUUUUUGGAGAACAACAGCAAAGCCAUUAUGUUCCUGAAAUCAAAGCAGGUGCAAGUAAAAGUGAUUGGCCCUGAGAAUAUUGUAGAUGGUGACAAAACCUUAAUCCUGGGACUUAUCUGGAUCAUUAUACUCCGAUUUCAGAUUUCAUCUAUCAAACUUGAUAAGGAGGAAUUUGGAGGCAGAGCUGAUUUCUUGUUUGCCAAUGAAGCCUUACUAAUCUGGUGUCAGCAUAAAACUGCCAGCUAUUCCAAUGUGAAUGUGAAGGACUUCUCCAAAAGCUGGAGUGAUGGGUUGGCCUUCAAUGCACUCAUUCAUGCUCACAGGCCUGAUCUUAUCCACUACAGUUCCCUGCGGCAGGACCAGCCCAUCAAGAACCUGAACAAUGCCUUCAACGUUGCAGAGAAGGAGCUGGGGAUCAGCAAGCUGCUGGAUGCCGAGGACGUGGCCGUGCCCCACCCAGACGAGAGGUCCAUCAUGACCUACGUGUCACUGUACUACCACUACUUCUCCAGGCUGAAACAAGGCCAGACAAACCAGAAGCGACUUGCCAAAAUUGUGUCCUUCCUGAAGGAGAUAGAUGACUUGAAGCUUCAGUACGAGCAGAUGGUCUCUGACCUCCUGAAAUGGAUUAAACAGAAGGUGAUGGAGCUGGAUGAUCGUCAUUUUCCCAACACUCUUCAGGAAAUGUGGCUGCUCAUGGCCAACUUCAAGACUUUUCGCACUGUGGAGAAGCCCCCGAAAUACCAAGAGAAAGGUGUGAUUGAAGCUCAUCUCUUCAACAUCAGGACCAAGCAGAGAGCCAACAACCAAAGGCCAUACCAGCCUCCAGAAGGGAAGACCCUGCAGGAUGUGGAAAAGCACUGGAUUAUCCUGGAAAAGGCAGAGCACAACCGGGGAAAAGCUCUACAGAAAGAGAUGUUGAGGCUAGAGAGGCUGGAACAGCUAGCUCAGAGGUUCCGGAAGAAGGCAGCCCUGCGUGAGUCCUACUUGGAAGACAUGAAGAAAGUGAUUGGGAAGCAGGACUUCUGGCCAGAGAGCGCAGACAGGAUGGAGGCUGCCAGUAAGAAGCUGGAAGCCAUUGUGGCAGAUGUGUUCCCCAGGAGGGAACGUUUCACAGAUUUGGCUGAAAUGGCUGCAAUCAUCAGCCAGGAGAACUACCAUGACAAGGACCAAAUCAAGAAGAGGCAAGACAGCAUUUCAAAACAGUGGCAAGAUCUUCUGGAUCAGCUGCAGAGACGGCAACACUCUCUGAGGGCAAUGCAGGAAAUUCUGGGCCUCAUGAGGGAUAUUGAUGCCAUUACGGAGGAGCUGAAAGAGUUGCAGGCACUAGUGAAUUCCCAGGAAUAUGGGAAGCAGCUUUUGGAAGUAGUAGAUUUGCUGCAGAAGCAUAACCUGGUUGAGUCACAGAUCUCUUCCUAUGAUGACAGAUUGACAUAUAUCACCCAAAGGGCAGCAGAAAUCAGCAAGGACAAGACAGUUAAACCAGAAGUGCUUUAUGCAAAAGUUCAGAUGCUUCGACAGCUGUAUCAGAACCUUGGAGCUCUGAGCAAGACACGCAAAUCUCAGCUAGAGGAGGCCUUGAAGCUUUUUGAAUUCUUUCGUGACUGCAAGGAAGAAGAAUUAUGGAUCUCAGAGAAAUGGAAGUUAGCUCUGGAAGCAGAGUGCAACUCCCACCGGGCGGUUUGUGCAGACGUAAUGAGGAGGGGCUGGGAGCUGAGCCAGAAGAACCAUGCUCGCAAGGAGGACAUCCUGAGGCAGACGGACAACCUCCAAAAGCUGUGGCAACAGCUCCAAGAUGAAGUGGCUGAUCGCAAAAGACGCCUGCAGGCAGCAGCUCUCAUCAAGCAGUACUUUGCAGACAUUGAUGAAGCAAAUUCAUGGCUGCGAGAAAUACAACCCCUUCUGGCCAGCAAGGACUAUGGGAAAGAUGAAUCCAGCGCCGAAGCGCUGCUGCACCGGCACCUGCGCCUGGAGAAGGAGAUUGCAGCCUACUCCUCGGAGAUGAGGCGCCUGAAGGAGCAAGCGGACGCUGCGGCAGAGCAGGCACCUGCUGCAAUGGUAAAGGCAGAAGCUCCAAGUGACCUAACUCAGAGGACAAAUAAGCUGCCAUUCAGUCGAACUCGGGACACUGUGUUUCCUGGUAGCUCUAAUCAAGAUGUUCAUUUUGUGCCUGAGAACAUCUGGAAGACCCAAGAGGAAAUAGACUCACUUUACGAAAACCUGCAGAGCCUGGCUGAGGACAGAAAGAAGGCUCUGGAGGACAUGAUUGGCUAUUACCGUUUCUGUAGCUCAUGUGAAGAAUUUCAGUCAUGGAUGAAAGAAAAAGAGAACAUUUUCCGGACUCUACAACCUCAAGCAGACAAUGUGGAGGUCAUGCAGCAGAAAUACCAGGUACCCUCUUCACCUGCUCACAGGUGA